UCUUGUGUAAUAGGUUAUAUAGCCCAAUAAAGGAAAAAAAGAAGAAAACGAAGAUUUGUUAUAGGUUAGAAUUUGAUUAUUUACGUAUUAUUUGAAGAAAAAAGCAUUUUUAGUAGAUGAAAAUCAUCUCAAUUUUACUAUUACAUGUAAUGCUUUUAAAAAGAAUGGUUCACACAAAGUGCAGAGCCACAAAAUAUCCAUUCAGUGAAGUUACAAGGUUUAAAAUAUCAGAUGAACAAGUUCCUUGGACAGUAUGCGUACCAGAAUACGAUCCACCUGAAUAUAAUUCGAAAGUUCUAAUGAAUAAACCAUGGGCUGACCCACCUCUCGAAGAUGUAUCAUUUAAACCAAAAUGGAAUGAAUUAGAUGGAAAAAUUAAUCGCAAAAGUCACACUGGGACUUAUAGGAUACUCAAUGAGAGGCCACUAAAUCCUCAGGGGCGAACAGGAAUUAAAGGCAGAGGAGUUUUAGGGAAAUGGGGACCCAAUCAUGCAGCGGAUCCUAUUUUAACUAGAUGGAAAAUGGAGCAGGAUAAAAAAGUUUUAAAUACCACCACAAAUUUACCUAUUCUUCAAUUUUGUGCGAUUCAAAGGAAGGAUUGUAAACAAUGGGCAUUGCCUGGUGGUAUGGUCGAUCCAGGUGAAAAGGUGAGUGAAACAUUACAAAGAGAGUUUCUAGAAGAAGCUUUAAAUAGUUUAGAUGCUUCAAAAGAACAAGCGGAAGCAGACUCUAAAAUGGUUAGAGAUUUCUUUAAACAAGGGGUUGAAGUGUACAAAGGAUAUGUGGAUGAUCCCAGAAAUACUGAUAAUGCAUGGAUGGAGACUGUAGCUUAUAAUUUUCAUGAUGAAGAUGGGCAUCAUGUUGGAAAAUUCGAUCUGAAAGCUGGUGAUGAUGCUCAAAGUGUUCAGUGGAUGGAUGUAGAUAAAAAUAUUGAUUUGUAUGCAAGUCAUUCUAAUUUUAUUAAAUCUGUUGCUGAUAGGUUAAAAAGUCAUUGGUAAAAUGUUUAUAUUUAUAAUUACAUAAAAUAUUAUAUAAGAAAUUGUAUAGCUAAGUACUAUAAUGUCAUAUUUUUUUUAUUAAACACUAGUUAGU
Molecule: messenger RNA, 1092 nt
Organism: Psylliodes chrysocephalus
Lineage: Eukaryota; Metazoa; Arthropoda; Insecta; Coleoptera; Chrysomelidae
Source: the annotation of a GenBank genome assembly